UGUAUUGAUUCGCCGACUGAUGGUGGUAAAGGAACUCUCCCAUACAUCUCCCCCAUGAAUUACUCAACCGUAGAACACAGCACUGGGUGGGGUGAUGUCCAUCUGCUCCGAGGAAAAAGUAAUCCCUGCUGCGAUCAGGAGCGCAGUCACUUUCCUCUUGGAUUAGCACGUAGUUCGACUGGAGGUAGUGGUUGAGAGAGUUAGUAUGCGAGAACAAUUUGAAUAAAUGGAGUCUUUUAAAAGGAAAUUAUAUCAGCGCUUCCAGUUUUUUGCGUUUUUCCUUCCAAUCUCAGGUGUUUUGUGUUUUAGUGAGUUAUUUUUUAUCAAAGAGCCCCACGAUGUUACUGUCAUGCGGAAGGAUGCCGUUAUAUUGGACUGUCAGGCGCACGGAGAGUCGCCUAUUGCCAUCAGGUGGCUUAAAAAUGGAGUAAAAGUUGCAGAGAAUGACCGCGUCUACAUUCUCUCCAACGGCUCACUUUCUAUUUCGGAGGUGGAGAGCAGGAGAGGAGACAAAUCAGAUGAAGGGUUUUACCAGUGCCUCGCUCAGAACAAGUAUGGAGCCAUCCUGAGCCAGAAAGUCUGUCUUACAAUUGCAAGUAUCUCCCCCUUUACAAAUCAGCCAACAUCUAUUGUGGUGACAGAAGGAUCAGUCGCCCGUUUCACCUGCAAAGUCACUGCAAGCCCUCCUCCCAUCAUCACCUGGGAGUUCAAUCGGGUCAUGUUACCCCUGGCAACUAAAAGAAUCACAGUCUUGCCCAGUGGCGUUUUGCAGAUCCACGGGGUGGAAAAAGGGGAUGCUGGGAACUAUCGUUGUGUGGCGACCAACAUCGCCAACCGUCGCCGGAGUACAGAGGCAACCCUCACUGUCACUCCAGCUCCAAGCCCCAAACUGCCUCAGAGGCCUCGUAUCAUCGCCGGGCCCCAGAAUGCCACUGUGUCCCUGCACCAAAGUGCCAUCCUGGAAUGCAUGGCUACAGGGAACCCACGACCCCUCAUCUCCUGGAGCCGAGCCGACAGCAAGUCCAUCGAUGUUUUCAACACCAAGGUGCUGGGCAAUGGCAACCUCAUCAUCUCUGAUGUUAAACCCCAACACGGAGGAGUGUACAUGUGCAGAGCCACUACCCCUGGCACACGCAACUAUACCAUCGCCACAGCUAACAUCACUGUGCUAGCGCCUCCGUCCUUGGUGGAGUGGCCGGAGAGCCUGACCCGUCCGCGCGCGGGCACGGCCCGCUUUGUGUGCCAGGCUGAGGGGGUUCCCCUGCCCCACAUCACUUGGCUGAAGAACGGAGAGAAGGUCCACUCCAACGGACGCAUCAAGAUGUACAACAGUAAACUGGUGAUCAACCAGAUCAUCCCUGAGGAUGAUGCCAUCUACCAGUGCCAGGUAGAGAAUGAGCAGGGCUCUGUGCUGUCCAUGGCCCGGCUCAUAGUGGUGAUGUCAGAGGACCGGCCCAGCGCGCCCAGGAACAUCCGGGCUGACACUGUAUCCAGCUCUGCCAUCUUGCUGGCCUGGGAGAGACCACUGUACAACUCAGACAAAGUGAUCGCCUACUCUGUGCACUACAUGAAGGCUGAAGGCUUGAACAACGAGGAAUAUCAGGUUGUCAUUGGCAAUGACACAACCCGGUACAUUAUUGAUGACCUGGAGUCAGUGCGGAACUACACCUUCUACAUCGUGGCCUACAUGCCCAUGGGAGCCAGCCGCAUGUCAGACCAUGUGUUCCAGCACACCCUGGAGGAUGUGCCCCUGCGUGCCCCAGAGCUCAGCCUCACCAGCCGCAGCCCCACAGACAUCCAGGUGUCCUGGCAGCCCCUUGCAGCCAAGAUAAGCCGCGGCCGGGUGUCGGCCUACCGCUUGUCCUAUCGGACCAGCGCUGACCAGACCGUCACCCAGCUGGAGCUUCUUGGGGAGAAGACCCAGUAUCUCCUGGAGGGCCUGCAGCCCGACACCAUCUACCUCCUCCGCAUCGCUGCAGCCACUAGCGUGGGCUGGGGGGAACAGUCAGCCUGGACCUCCCACCGCACCCCUAAGGCAUCCAGCGCCAAAGUGCCUCUGGCCCCUGAGCUACAAUUGGAGCCUCUGAACUGCACCACCAUCAUAGUGCGCUGGCAGCUGGCACCAGGAAAUUCUGUCAGCAUCCAGGGCUACAGGCUGUUCUACCACGAGGAGAGCCAGGCUGAGAGUUCCCCCAUCCAGCUGCGUGUCCAGGACAACAGGCACACCAUUGGAGGCCUAGACCCAAGAAAGAAGUACCAUGUGAAGCUCCUGGCGUUCAGUUUCAUAGGUGAUGGCUACCAGGCAGACCAGACUAUCAGCACCCCUGGAUGUGUCUCGGUUCGUGAUCGUAUGGUGCCCCCUCCGCCACCCCCUCACCACGUGUAUGCCAAGGCCAACAGCUCGUCUGCCGUAUUCCUCCACUGGGGGCGUCCAGCCUUCACCUCCAGCCAGAUCGUCAACUACACCAUCCGCUGUAACCCUGUGGGCCUUCAGAACGCCUCCCUGGUACUCUACCUGCAGACUGCUGAGAAGAACAUCCUGGUCCCGGACUUAGAGCCCAACACCAGGUAUGAGUUUGCUGUCCGCCUGCACCUUGACCAACUGUCCAGCCCCUGGAGCCCUGUGGUCUACCAGAGCACUCUGCCUGAAGCACCUACUCUGCCACCGUCAGGUGUGAAAGUGACUCUGAUAGAGGACGACACAGCGCUGGUGUCAUGGAAACUUCCAGAUGAGCCCAACUUGGCAGUGACACGUUAUACCAUCUUCUAUGCUUCCAGGAAGGCCUGGGUAGCUGGAGAGUGGAAGGUGCUGCAGAGGGAAGGGAGCAUCACCAUGGCUCUACUGGAGAACCUACAGCCGGGGAACAUCUACCUGGUCAAGGUGUCUGCGUCCAACGAUAUGGGAGACGGGCCGUUUUCACACACCGUGGAACUAGCCGUGCAGAGCGAUGGCUCCACCUCCGGUCACAACCCCAGGCGCUCCCAUGGCUCAGCUACAGUGUUCUCUAGUGGUUUCUACCACCUGGACCAGAAGUCAAUGACAGGGAUCAUCGUGGGGGUUUGCAUUGCACUGAUCUGCAUCAUCAUCUGUGCCUUCAUCCUUGUCUGCAGAGGCAAAAACAGGAAAUCGUCAGCUACUAAAGCCAUCAGGCAGGAGGCUGGUCAGGUCCCCUCUGCUUCGGCCCACCUGGGCUCUGAGGGCCAGGCUGAGAAUGCUGAUGUUAUGGUGCCAAUGAUGAGAGCAGACCACUUCAUUGAUGCCAAGGGGGGAACAAAUCUGAUCAUCAAUAGCCUCGGACCAGUUUAUCCAAUCACUGAGAAGAGAAAUAAGUGGUUUUCCUUCAUUAAUCAGAAAAAAAUGAAUGCUAAGAAAAGCCAGAUCCAGAGGAAGAGCCAUGGAAUCUGCUCGUACCAGCCAGGAGCAACAGUGCUGUGCUACAAGGAUGAGUCUCUGUCGUCACCCAACCAGCCCACCUCCCUGCAGGUCCUGUUUGUUCCACCUUUUGACACAGAGGGCUCCUCCAACAGCGAGGGCAGCCACGAGACAGGCGACUCGGGCCGUUACUCUCACGACGAGACAGAGAUGACCAACCUGUCCUCUGGUCCCAGCAGCCGCCCUGCGUCUCUGAGAGAGGAGAGCGGGGGGUCAUUCUGCAGUCCUGCCCAGGAGAGUGAGAGGGAGCUGGAGGAGCAGUCUCACCUCAACCUGGAGAUUGGAGACUCCAUGGAGAAACCGUGCAACCAUCACCACUAUCAGGCCCCAGACAAUUCCCAGCCUGCACUUUCUCUCUAG
Oncorhynchus keta (chum salmon) is the source of this 3793-nucleotide messenger RNA. RefSeq names its product protogenin A-like. The coding region runs from base 227 to 3793 and encodes 1188 amino acids. Gene Ontology annotation, cellular component: plasma membrane; axon. The transcript has 19 exons. Gene Ontology annotation, molecular function: protein binding. The record is from RefSeq and is a predicted model, not a curated record. Gene Ontology annotation, biological process: cell-cell adhesion; axon guidance. NCBI's taxonomy places the organism in Eukaryota, Metazoa, Chordata, Actinopteri, Salmoniformes, Salmonidae.